Messenger RNA from Galleria mellonella (greater wax moth), 6298 nucleotides. RefSeq lists its product as uncharacterized. Gene Ontology annotation, cellular component: cytoplasm; synapse; dendrite. Lineage: Eukaryota; Metazoa; Arthropoda; Insecta; Lepidoptera; Pyralidae. The record is from RefSeq and is a predicted model, not a curated record. Gene Ontology annotation, biological process: axo-dendritic transport; synaptic vesicle transport; axon extension. The transcript is spliced from 15 exons. Bases 184 to 6045 code for a protein of 1953 amino acids.
AAUCGAUUGUUUUUUAUCAUCUCUAAUUACUUGCUCUGUGCUGGUGGGUAAUUUGUAGUUUCUCUGUGUACUUUUAUUUGUUUUAUUGUUUACCACCACUUAUAAUAAAGUUACGUCGGUUGAAAAUUUGUGUAGUAAUAUUCAAACCUUCAUGAGGAGUAAAGUAGAGUUGUCGCUUUGAACAUGGAAGACUUGACGCAGAAUGAGAAGAUAAUAUGGACGUGCUGGGAUGAAAAGUCACCUAGAGAUGUUGUACGAGAAGCUGCCGCAAAAGGCACGCAUAUCAACUUGGCGAUAAAAUAUCUAAUGGAAAAAAAUGUUUGGAAUGAAAGUAUAGCUAAAGAAUGGUUUAUCGCGGAGGUCAAAGCAUGGACUGUCCAGCUUCUGUUGAGAAAACAGAUAUUCAAAGUGCUUCAUAUUCUGAACAAAGUGCAGGUUAACCCUGAAGAACAUUUAAUGACAUUAGCUCAAGAUUCUGCCAGUAUUGAAUAUAGAGAUUUCAUAGUUGACAAUAUUGAAAAAUUAUCAAAAGAUAUAUUACCAGAAAAUGUUGACAAAUGGCAAAACUUUAGAAGACACUGGAAUUUACUUAGAUAUUUGGAGAAAUCUUUUGAAGUUGAUGGUACAUUUAAACAAAACAAGGUUUUUGGUAUUGGUACAGAUAGAAUAAUAGUAAAUGAGAGUGAAAUAAAAGCUUUAACAAUAAAUAAAAUUGAGAAAUAUCCUGCACAGUGGAAGAGUAGGGUUUCUACUGCUCUAUUUUUUGAUACCUUUGAGUUCUCACUGUUAGACUUCUCAUCUCCACUUGAAGUUUGGAAUUAUUUGGUAGAACAUAAUAAAGCUAUGGUUCUUGUUCGAUGGAUUAAUGUGCAGACAUCUGAAGUGGUGCGUGACAUGAAUGCUAGGUACAAUUUCUUUAAUAAUGAUAAUUUUUCAACAAAAAUGUUGAAUGUUGAUACUAAAGGAUUUAACAAUGAAGUACUAGAGAGAUUAGAUACAAUUUUUCGCAACUGGCAUAUUAAUAAUGACAUGAUAGAUAGUGUUUCUAAUAGUAAUUGUUUUCCAUAUACAAAAAUGUGCAUAUAUGAUACAUUAUGCUCUUAUGGAAUUGUGAAUAAAGAUGAAUGUAACAAUCUAUAUAAAAUAAUAGCGAGACUAGCCCGUACACAGAAUUUGCGGCUUAUAGAAGACAUAUUUUCAGAAUCUUGUUCUACUGUGACCAAACAACAAUUUUAUGUUGAACUUGCAAAAUAUUGUGUGAAAAACAAACUGUACAAAGUAUUGACAAUGUGUGUAGAAGGGAACAUAUUAGACACAGACCUGUCAGAUGUAGAACAAAAUGCUAAAGAUUGCAUUGAGCUAUGGUUAUUAUUCAAAAGUAUUGAACAGACUUCAGAUCGGCAGAGUCAUGUAUUGCCAGUUUAUAAAACCUGCCAACAGAUAGCUAAAACUGAUAUUGACAACUAUGUCUCUUCAAAUCCACUUUUAGUUCUUGGUAUGAUUUUACUAGAAGACAAUGCAAAAUUAUUCGAUUUAUUUUCUAAAGAAGAGUUUCUGCAAUUUAAAGAUUUUAAAUUGCCAAAUAUGAAGUAUAAACAUAAACUUCCUCAUUUGUAUAAUGUUUUUAAGAAAUUUAAUGAUGAGAGCCAACCAUUUGUAACAAAGGAUGUGAAUGUUUAUCAACUAUUAUCUGGUUAUAGGGGUUUAGAUGUGUCAAAAAUAUUUGAAUUCCAGUUGAUAAAUCAAAAUACUAAAAGUCUUACCUCUGACAAACCAGACAGACGAAGUCUGGGCAGCCUCUUACCGGAUGAUGUUGAUGUUGAUGCAACUAGUAUAAAAACAUUAUCACAAAGACCUAUAGACAUGCCAGAUUUUGCAAAUGAAAAACUCAUGAAGAGAUAUGGGUAUGUGGCUAAAUUAAAUCAUGCAUAUUAUUUAAAACAAUAUCGCCCUUGUAAUGCCAGUCAGGCUUUUGUCUCGCAACAGUAUUCCACAUACAAUCGACUUCAGGAUAAGAGCAUAAAAAGCGCUUGCUGUGAAGCGCACGCCUUAGCUUUACAGAACUGGUCUGACCGCGCUAUGGCUGCUUGCGCAAUAUCAUUUGUUGCCAUGAUUGGUUGUAAUCCGACACGGUGCAGGGUUCACAUGUCUGCUGCUCAAAUGAUAAAAGAACACUUAAUGUCAAACAAAGACAAUUCUGAAGAUAAGGCCAAUAGUAUUGUCAAUGAAUAUAUGUUCAAGCUGGUCCAGAGCAAUGACGAUGUCGCCCGCGAUAUGCUAAAACACCUUGAAGAAAUAACAAUGUACAAGUUAAAGAAACAGCAAAAUAUUGAUGGUAAAGUUGAUAUGGCUACAGUUUUAUAUGAAUCCCAAUCUAUGGUGAAGUUUGCUUUUUUACAUGGUUUGCCUCUUCCUGAAAUGUUAUUGAGGGAGUUUAUUAAAACUAAUUCUUGGUUCAAUUUCCUCUUAUUUGGUGAUGUAUUUCGCUAUCCACUGCACCAGAUGUUACAACUUUCACAAGAAUUUGAAAAAAAAUCCUAUGCAGAGCAUUUAAAGUAUAUAAUGCUUCACAAAAAUUUGGAUGAAGGAUCUGAGAAGGACAAUAAAUGUAAUUCAAACAAUGGGCAGAGAAGAAUUUCCAGAAUAUAUUCCACAGACAUGGGCCCAUCACAUGGGUUCGGUGGCGGCAUCGGGUGGACGGGGUGGUGGGAAUGUGCGGCGGGCGGCGAGCUGUGGGAAGCGGCGGCGGCGUGCCACGGGCCGGAGGAUCCGCCCGCUGCGUUACUGAAGGCUGCUCGUCGCCGCCACGAGCCGCUGCUGGCACUCAUCGCUGGCUGCUACGAGCCAAAUGCAGUGGAUGUAUUAUGGGUGCAAUGGGUGUUGUCGUCGAUAGGGUCGAGUGAACAUGACCUACCGUUCUCGGAUACAUCACAAGAGGUCCCUGCUGAGCAAUUUCAGCGUGUCGCCGAACUGUGCUUGCGCGAAGGCUAUGUAUCGACUUUACAUGAGUCUAUGCUUAUAUUCAUGCCAGAGAGUCCACUCACUCUACUAACGUCGUUCCUCCUUCGAUGUAUUCGCCAACGUAACUUCGACUCUGAUACUAUCCAAAUACUGAAAAAUUUUCUUCAGCACUGUCACCGUAAAUAUAGCAUUGACAAAUCUGGUCUUGCAUGGCAGCUCUCGAAAGAUGCAUUACAAAGAGUAGCCGUGUCUCUAGUCAAAAUAGCCCUUAGUCAAAGUUUUGAUAGUGCAUAUCACCAAAAAGAGUUUCUAAGGUGUUUGUCCAUGGCUCAGUUUGAUAAAGGAUUUACAGUGCCGACCCCGAAUUUUAGUGUUCUGUAUGAAAUACUCCAAAUUUCUAUGGAGACGGCGUCAGUUGUGGACAUAUCUAAAAUGAUGCAAGUCGACGCCGAACAAUAUCUACUGGAGUGUGUCCAGAUGUAUACUAAUGAUCGCAGCUACGAAGUCGCUCUUAAGAUAGCCAAGCUAGGUAACUUGCCUGUCAACAACAUAUUGAAAGCCGAAUGGACGAACAAAUACGAAAUGUUGCUCACAAAUGAUGAUUCGUCUUUGGAUGAUAAGAAAUACACGCUCUAUAUAGCGCAGUGCAGUGAAGCUUUUAAAAAAGCAUCAGUUUCUUUCAUCGAUUCCACAGAUUACUUGAUCAAUUACGCAGAAUCGAUAAGAGACAAUGUGCAGAAAUUCUAUUCGUACAGAAUCAUCAUGAGCUGGUUCCAAGAGAAUUUUGAAUAUGGACGUAGAAGGGAGGAAAUUGAGCAUCGAAUGUGGGAUGCUUAUUUUCAAAGUGAGUCACACAGUGAGAUUUUUCUGAACAGCUACGAAAGCACUAUGCAUUAUAUAUUGAAUGGCCAGAAAGACGCGACGAUUUCGAGAAAAAUCGGUCAAAUUAAUGUGGACAAACCUUUUUCUUCUACGUUGAGUGAGAUAGAGAUUGCAUCCGAUGUGGGCAGUAUAGAGAAUGUUGUUUUGCUUGAAGAUUCUGACGCCAUUGAUAGUUGGAGAAGAGUUACGAACCAACUUCUCGAGUUGAGAUUAUUGGUGGAUGCAUUCCGUUUGUCCGCUUUAUUUAAGACUCUGCCUGAAUAUACAUACAGACCGCCCACCUGCCCCGUACAGAUUAUACGCACUUGCUUGAAGUUAGCCGAAGGAUUGUGUACGCCUUACGAAUUGCCACAGGAGUUAAGAUUAAUGAUAUCAUCGUCGUUGCUGCAAAAUAAGUUAACAGUAUCUGGCACGUCGGAGACCAGCUUUGAAGAAUUGGUGAUAAUCCAAGAGAAGCCAGACAGUGCCCCGGAGAGCUCACACUUGGCGGCUCGCGAGGAGGCUGAUCGGCUAGCAGCGCUGGAUGCGUUAGCUCUUCGUUCCUCACUUGCACUUGCCAAGCAGAUAGCCAGUUAUUUCCGCAUAGCCCUCCAGAUAGGGUGGGACUACAAAUCUGUGCUGAAGUAUCAGAACCGUUCCCUGGAUUUCAUCAACUUAGUGAGCGGCAGAGCUCGUAUGUCACUAGCCAAUCUUGUAUUCAAGACAUUCAAUUUACCAACAAAGCAGAUUUCAGAGUACCUUUGUAACGAGUUAGUAGCAGCUAUUAUAUCUCCCCAUCUUGUGAAAACUUCUACGUUCCGACAAAAAGAGCAUUUUCAAUACACACUCUGGGGCUACAAUCUCAAUUCGGAUCUAGAGAUGUUUCUGAACCUACGCCCGGACGCUUGCAGUCACAUUGGGCGUCUCAUUCUCGACCACCUGGUGGCCUUCCAGAGGAUAUACAAAGCGACAAAUCCUACAUCCCUCCCAGAGAAUGCUGUGGACGACAGCUGUUUGGACGUAGAAACAUUGAUUGACGAGGAAUAUCAGAACGUAGAAAGUGACGAAGUACAAUCUGUGCUAACUGAGGAAGGGACACUGAUGUCUGAAACGGAUUCGGUUUUAUCUGUUUCUACGGUUUAUGCAGCUGGUAUACGCAUGUCGAGAGAAACCAGAAGAAACCUCUUCGAUGCCAUGUCGCGGAAUAAUGUUCAUAUACGUUACGAAGUGAAAUCUAACAUAAGGAAAGUGACAAAGGGUGCUAAACUUUCAUCGAAACAGGUGAAUAUAAUCAGCAUCGAGCUGCUGGUGGUGGCGCACGAGUGCUUCUCGUGCGCGUGCGACACGGAGGGCGUGGCGGUGGCGCUGCGCUCGGCGCAGGCGCUGGCGGGCCGCCUGCUGCUCGCGCGCUCCUGGCGGCUCAUGGUGCGCCUGCUCACCGGGCUCGCGCGCUACCACGAGUGUGCCUACAUCUUCCAGGCACUACGAGAUCAUCAUCAAUUUGAGUUUCUGCUCGGUCAGUUCGACUACAUGCUCGGUCAGCAAGCUGAUAAGAUUGCUGAAUUCAAGCAAGGUUUACUCGACUUUUUGAAGACCCACUGCCCGGGAGACAUUGAUUCGUACAUAAUGGUGGCAUUGCACUUCAAUAUGUACGCUGAAGCGGCUAACGUGAAGAGGAAACAGGCGUUAGAUUUGAUCAAUGACUUGGAGAAAAUAGCAUUAGAUGACGUUAGAGCGACAUCUAAAAAGCCCUUUAAGGCUCCUGCAUGGUUACAAAUCUAUGACAAUUUCUCAACGAGAUUGAUACUUGAGACUGCUUUGAAUCACUGCACGGACGCAUCUGAGUUGUACCUACAGGGUGGAUGUAUGGGUUUCGCUGGCGAUAUGGCGACACUAGCGCAACAAAUUGCUUUACAGCUGUCUCUGCUGAACGCUUCGCCAACCAGACUAAUACUGAAUAAGAAUACGGAACAAGUAUAUAAACUUGUCAGCGAGUAUUUGACGUUCAUGGAGGGGCUGGUGAUGAUAUCGGGACGAAGCGGAGAGGUGUGGCGUGAACUGGCUUACCGGCGCGCACUCACCAACGACCAGGCGUAUCUCCGCGACAUGGCCGUCUACCGACCCGACGUCGCGGUGCAAUUCUUGAAUAGGUACAAAACAGAGAAGAACAAAACUACCGUAUCUGAGGCCGCCAUGACAGAGCUCCGCAAUCUUUGUAGAUGAUAUCAACUAAAACGUUAAGAUCUCUUUCCGUCUACUCAUAUAAAAAUGCUCAUAAUAAUUCUCUAAAAUUCCAAAGCUUAUAAAUAUUAAGAAAUUUUGUAUUAUGCCAAAAAUGUAAUAUUAUUGUUAUGUGAAAAAACUUUUUGAUUUUAAAAUUAUACUAUACAAUGUUUUUAAAAUUUUAAGCUAAUUAUUUUAUUAUUGUUUCGCUGUGAUAUUUAUAUUGAAAUGACUGAAUAAUGUGUAAACUGUA